Alosa sapidissima (American shad) is the source of this 1348-nucleotide messenger RNA. RefSeq names its product MAPK regulated corepressor interacting protein 2-like. The record is from RefSeq and is a predicted model, not a curated record. The coding region runs from base 530 to 970 and encodes 146 amino acids. The transcript has 5 exons. Lineage: Eukaryota; Metazoa; Chordata; Actinopteri; Clupeiformes; Clupeidae.
UGACCAGUUCUAGACGGCGUGUGAGAAGCAUUUGAUAACCACUGAACAGGCUACCUGUUUCAUCAGAAGUCGGCAAUACAAUCCUCAAGAGGUCCCAAGGGUCCACGUUCAUCUACCUCCACUAGGCUCUGCGGGUACAAGCCAGUGGGUAUACAUCUCUACAAAUCUGUGAUAUGGUAGGCCUAACAUUAUCGGGAGCCACCCAUGCUUUUAACCUAGACUGACCUACACCGGUAUUGCAAAGACGCUUCAUUCGUUUGCUUGUGUUGAGAGUUAAGGAACAGCUACUGGCCUACUCGGAAUUCGCAGAAACGACAUCACGUCAUAAUAUUCCAGAUACAGUUUUCACCGUGGCUGCCACCAGAGAAAGCGAGUGCCAAGGACUGUCAAGAGGAUAUACAUUUAUUUCAAGAAAUAUUUGUGUGCCUUUACCUGAUCGUCUUUACUGCGCAACCUACUUUGACAUCAAGCAAGUACCUGGACACUUUUUAAAGUGCCACACAGGAUUUUGCACAGAGUUUUCCAGCACAUGAUGUACACAAUUACAAGGGGUCCCAGCAAACUUGUUACGCAGAGGAGAACAGGUCCAACACAACAGAUUGACAACAAAAUAAACGACUUCAAGCACAAACAAACAUCUUGGACAACGACAAGCUCCCCUGCUCCCAAGCUUGUGUUUAAUGGAUUAAACAAGAAGAAACUCCACACACAAACUACACCACAAGCUGAUGCACAACCUGAAGGAUUCACCCCCUCUCAUGAAGAGAACGUCAAGUUUGUGUAUGACGCCUGGCAGGAGGUGGAGCAGCAGUUGGGAGAUGCUGCGGCUGCUGGGGACCCAGGAGCAGGUCUGGGACCUGUGCAGUACUCAGAGAAGACUCCCAAUCCCCAGCUGAAGAAUUUUGUGCCCAUUGAUCUGGAAGAGUGGUGGGCUCAGCGUUUCCUAGCCAACAUUGCUAACCUGUCAUGAUUGGCUGAGAGAAGAGAUGGCCUAGAAGAACCCAGGGCGACUCCCUGAGUGUGGUGUAGGACGAAGGCUGAGCUCUUGUGAAGAAAGGAGGAGAGUCCUGCGCGACACAGAGGCAUGAAGGCCUUAGGAAAGAGUUCUAGGCCACCACUGGGACUAUUGCACAUUGCCACAUCUGAACUCUGACCCCUUUUAGCCUUUUGACUAGUCUCUCAACACUAACAGCUGUCCUUUCGGCCAGUCAGCAGGAGGGUUGAUGAAUGUUUUUUUUGUUUUGUUUUGUUUUCAAUUAUUAUUAUUUUGAAUCUUUGUCAACCCCACACUGUGCUGAGAUAAAAUGUCUGUAUUACUUUGAAAUGCAGUAAAUGUGUAUUUUCAAAA